Danio rerio (zebrafish) is the source of this 5716-nucleotide messenger RNA. Lineage: Eukaryota; Metazoa; Chordata; Actinopteri; Cypriniformes; Danionidae. The record is from RefSeq and is a predicted model, not a curated record.
UGGAUUUUUAAAAAUGUGUGCUGUUUUUGUGUCAGAGAGCAGUAUUUCUGAGAGAGAAGUCAGAGAGAAUGCGAGUAUGUGCUGAGUGUGUGAGUAUGCUCUGUUUUCAUAGGCCAUAUGUUUCUGUUUAAACCGUUUUAAAGGGGUGGAGCAUCAUUUGAUUGGCAUCUGUUUCCCCUUGCUCCAUAGCUCCGCCCCCUUGAGCCUUUAGCUCUGGGUUUAUUUUCCUCAUCUCAUCUUUCACUCCUUUCGUCAGCUACCCCUUUUCCUCUUCUCUCUGUCCUUCUUUUCCCCCUUUGCUCCAUUUGUUGAUCCAUUCAGACCCGUGUCUUGCAGCAGGAGGGAUCUGAAAGACUUACAGGAGCCCGUAUGAGUCUGGUGGUCAGAUGGACCCCGGGGCCCAGAGCCGGUAGGAUGUGCUUCAGGUUGAACUGUGGUUACUCAAAAGCUUGUACUUUGGAACUUUAAGGCGGGAUGAAACUGGAUCAGUAGUGGGAUUUGUUGUACCUGAGCAUUUCUGCUUGUUGAGGAGCAGAUGUGAACUCCAUAGAUCUGAGCUUGCUGAUUCUUGGAUGACCCUGUUGAUCUCUGUAGCACGUGCUGAUUGGCCGGUGUUGGUGAAUGGCGCGGCGCAGUUCAGGUGGACACGGGCGUGGAGGAAGCUGGCUCACGGCCUGCUUUUUUCCAUCAUCCUCAGGGAAAGAGCGUGGAGAAGCCCUGGGUGCAGAGGACUGUAUGUGUGUGUAUGCGGUGACGGCGGACUAUCAGCGGCAGGAGAACACAGAGAUAAGCCUGAAAGCAGGAGAGAGAGUGGAGGUGAUAGAAAAGAGUGAGAGCGGGUGGUGGUUUGUAAGAACAGCUGAAGAACAAGGCUGGGUUCCUGCAACAUAUCUAGUCUCUCUCACAGGACGUCGAGAUAGCCAUCGAGCACCGAACGGAGAGACAGAGUGGUAUAUUACAGUGCAGCCGUUCAGCAGCUCGAGUCAGGAUGAGCUUGGCUUCGAGAGCGGCGUCAUUGUUGAGGUCAUUCAGAGGAAUCUGGAGGGCUGGUGGUUCAUACGUUAUGGCGGUAAGGAAGGAUGGGCUCCUGCUGCCUACCUAAAGAAAAUCCAAGAUGGCGUCACAGCCAGUAACCAGCCAGCAGAGUCAAAUAAAGCAUCUGUUCAGGGCCAGGUGGAAAUCAUCGGGAACCUGAUGGAGAUCAGCAACCUCCUGAAUAAGAAACCAGCUAAUGAACGCCAUUCACACACACAAACUGACAGCCACUCAGCAAACACAUACAGAAACUCACAGACGGACUCGUACACUCAGUACAGCGGUGAUGAAGAUCAGACUGAAGUCAACACAGAGAGAGACUCUGAGGAUCAGAUCAAGACACACAUUGAAACCAGUGUCUCAGACAGCAGCGGGUCUGUGUCUGUGUCAGACGCUUGUGUUUCUGCUGUAGCAACUGAGCUCUGUGUUUCUUCAACUGUGUCCUCAUUUAAGGCCAAAACUGUCCCUGCGUCCCCUGCUAUUGCACGAGUCGCCCCGCAGAGAUUCCACAGCGUCGAGAACAAACCACCAUCAAACAAUCUUAAACCGCCUCCCCGUCGUGAAAACAGCCUGGGUUUUCAGCUGCCGCAGCCGCCGGAUCCCCCUACUGUUGAAGCGGAGUAUUACACCAUCGCGGAGUUUCGCUCCUGCCUGACCGACGGCAUCAGCUUCAGCGGAGGACAGAGAGCAGACGUCAUUGAGAAGAACUCUGGGGGCUGGUGGUACGUCCAGAUUGGUGAGAAGGAGGGUUGGGCUCCGUGUUCAUAUAUAGACAAACGCAAGAAGCCCACCUUGAACCGUCAAACCAGCACACUGACCCGGCCCAAGGUCCCACCUCCUGCUCCUCCAAUCAAAAAGCAGAACUCGCUUCCAUGUGUUGAGUCCGAAAUCAUGACCACAACAUAUCCUCGAGUGUAUGAAGAGCCAGAAUAUGACGUGCCAACAAUAGGCUUUGAGUUUGACCCUGAUCUGGAUUUUUUCCCAAGCGACGCACCGACUAAAGCGACUCCACCUUUGUGUCAGCGUACAGUUUCCUUUACACUGGGCGAUGAAGAGGAUGAUGAGGGUGUAUAUGCUAAUGGUGGCUUCAGAGCUGUACCUCAUUGUAAGGAUAACCACUCUCCCUCUUCGGCUCACCGGGCAUCUAUGUGGGAUCCACCAGAAUAUGACGCCCCAACGAUCGAACCCAGUUUCGAAACCAAUACAACUCUCUACGCACAAUCAAACCAACCUAAACUCAAACAGCAGGCUGAUGAGUCAAAAUCCAAACCAUCCGUACGUCCAAAACCCACAAACCAAGACUGUAGUUCUCUCAGAAAACCUCAAAACCAGGAACAGCCAAGUCACAUGCAAUUCAGGACCUCCCGAACAUCAGAAGAGUCUGAUACUGGUUUGUCGGAUGACUUCCAGAGCUGCUUGUCAGAUUCGUCUUCAUUCCUGUACCGUACUACAGCAGCGUACCAGCAAGAAGAGCCGUGUGAGCUCAGCUUUCCAGCAGGAGUGCAGGUGGAGGUCGUGGAGAAGAAGGAGAGCGGCUGGUGGUUUGUCCGCUGGGGGAAUGAGGAGGGCUGGGCUCCCACUUACUACCUACAGCCAAUCAAAAGCAGCUCUGAAACAAGCAGCCUAGAAGCCAAGACCACAGAGAAGAUCAAUUCAGAGUUAUCUUGGUCUGCUUCUCCGGAAUUGGAGAUUUCGGUGCAGGUAGAUAGUGGGAAAAUGGGUAAAUCUGUAAGUCUGGAGAAAAAUGAGCAGCGUGUAAACCAAAGCUUGAAGGGUGGACUUCGAUCUAACUCAAGGGUCGGAGUGAAGCAGCUUGCCGUCAGGCCUCAGAACGUCCUUAAAGACAACACUAAUGCACAUGCAGCCCCCGCGGGACGGAGGAACGACACACUGCCUAGUCAUUCUUCACUCGUCAGCUACAAUGAUCAAAGCUCUUCUUCUCAUGCAGGUAAUACUGAGAGCAUGAGGCGGAAGGUUCCGGUCUCAAUGGUGAAGCCCAAACCUCAUUUGAUCCACAACAACUUGCGUGAGGAGUACGUUUCUAUUGCCGAUUAUCGAGGCGAUGCGGAGACCAUGAGCUUCCCUGCUGGUACAAGGCUGGAGGUCUUAGAGAGAAACCCUAAUGGAUGGUGGUAUUGCCGUGUGCUUGACACAACUAAAACACGCAAAGGAUGGGUGCCAUCCAACUUUCUAGAGAGGAAGAGUUAGUGCCAUCUGAAACCAAAAAAAGGUGCUAGAACUAGUUAUCCAACCACAGUCUGUCUUGAGCUUGACGCCAAUAAAAACAUCAAGAUUCAUGUGAGAUAUCUUGCUUCAAGCUGUCAAAGGGAACACAAAUAGAGGGUUUUCACACUGAGCAUGUUUAUUGCUGUUCAAGUGCAGUAGUUCCUGGUGCCUGCUACAAUAUCGGUGUGGUUUCACUUUAACUUGGUGCAUUUGCAUUCAUUUGUUUAUCAACUUGAAACAUGCUUGCUGCAUGAUAGGAAUCUUUUGGGUGAUUAUUUUGUGUUUUUUAUUGUUAUUCAAUUCAUUUGGUGCUAUCAUGUGCAGAAAAUCUGCAACAAUUGCCUUUACAACAACACAGCAACAAUUAGAACAAUUUUAGUUCUAGGAACACUUCUUUGGGGGGAACUAAAUUCACUCCUACAGAGUAUAACUACCAGUGACAUAAGUUUAUGUUGACUGGCCAAAUGCACCCCAUAUGAAACAACGGCAAAACUGUUAUUUGUUUUGCAGUGCAAGAUCCCAGCAAACGAUUUUGUGUUUAAAAGACAUCUAAAUGUAGACAGCUUGGCUAAAACAAGACAGAUUAGACAGACUUUAUAUGUGUAGUCAUUCAUUCCUGUUCAUUUGAUGACUAGUCUAGUUUUGGCCUAUUCUUAGACGUCUAUUCGAUUUUCACUGACAGCCCAAAUUUAGCCUUGUUUUAGUUAUGUUUAGACAUCUAUUAGACAUCCGUUAGACAUCUUUUUAAAACAAAAAAAUGCUUGCUGGGAUGUCACUGUCAGCUGACUUGUCACUUUUCAGAGUUUAUAGUGAUGGUAAAUACAACCAGGAAAAUGGUCAGGGGAAAAAUAGUUCUCAGGGAACCGGAACUGGUGGCUAGUCCCUAUGACCAAGUUCCUAUAAAUGUCUUCUGGUAAAAGCCCCCAUAUAUGUGCAUUACAUGUACAGAGGCUCACAACCUUUUUUUUGGUUUGCAAGCUUCUAAUUUACAACUCUUACUGUGUGUUCACAACGAAGGCGGCGAGAGGGUCAAAAUAGCUUGAAGUCAUUUAUUUUCAAUGGGAGCUGACAACGAAAGUGGAGCAUCUUUGCCAGUGUGUCCAUCGAGGAGAGUUGUAAUCAAGUAAAUUUUAUGGUAAUGAGAAGGGGCCAGACGGAAUCUGCAGACAUUUUUUAUGCUAAUUUUUUUGCUAACUAACAACAGUACAAAACAAUAUUGCUGCUUCAGAAUAUUUCAGACAUAUGGACAUAUUGGAUAUGUGGAACAAAGCCACACCACACGCAACAACUUGAUGUUCCAUAGUUAAAUGAAUUUGAUAAAAGGCGAGCGACAUUGUCACACUAUAAAGCACAUUUUUAAGUGGAAAUGUAAGUGAUUUGCUGAUAUGCUGCAACAACCCCUUUAAAUACGAGAUCAAUGUAGCGAAUUUUGAUGCAGUCAAAGUUCGCUCUGACCGCCCUGGUGACAACGCUGUCUGCUUUCACAGCUCCGGCAGCAAGAGUGUCAAUAUUUGGUGUGAACGCACAGUGAAAGGGAUAGUUCACCCAAAAAUAAAAAUGCUGCAAUCAUUUACUCACCCUUCACUUGUUCAAAACCUAUUUGAACACAAUGGAUAUUUUGAAGAUUUCUGGUUGCUAACACCCAUUGAAUUCUACUAUGGAAGUCAAUAGCUGUCAGCAACCAGCAUUCUUCAAAAUAACAUUUGUGUUCAAUAGAAAAAAACUUAAAGUUCAUCCAUUUUUGGGUGAACUAUCCCUUUAAUGCAAACACUCUGCAAGCUCACCCAUGCUUGUAUUCAAGAUUAAACGUUCCCUACACGUGUCUUAAUGAACAAAUGAUAUCAUAAUUGGCUAAAACGCAUGCACAGGGUAAUUUAUUUCCCUGACAGGUGUGCAGCCAUUUGGAUCAGGCCAUAGUGCAACCAAACUCAGACCACCUUCCACAGGGUCUGCUAUCUCAGUGUGCUCCUGGAUCCUCAUGACUGUAUUCACAUAAUUACUUUUUCCAUGUACGCCACAGCAUUUCUAACUAAACUGCCAGUGUUAAAGCACCUUAGGUGACAAGUGCAUUUUCUUGUUGAUUGACACCGUGUUAAUAUGCUGUAUACUCCUGCUUGUGCUGGAUGAUGUGAUGUUAUUGUCACUGAACACUGUUUUUAGUUGUUGUGCUUAGAUGCUCUUAAUAUGCAGCAUCACUUUUCUUAUAAAAUGACUGUUUUUACUCAAAUAUAUCAAGGUUUGUUUACUGACUAGAUGCACUUUUAUCUAUCUAUCUAUCUAUCUAUCUAUCUAUCUAUCUAUCUAUCUAUCUAUCUAUCUAUCUAUCUAUCUAUCUAUCUAUCUAUCUAUCUAUCUAUCUAUCUAUCUAUCUAUCUAUCUAUCUAUCUAUCUAUCUAUCUAUCUAUCUAUCUAUCAGGUAAUUUCUUUGUGUAAUUAAAGUGAAAUUCUGAAUAUA